CGUGUUCCCAGCCGGGGCGGGCGGCCGAGCAGCGCCGGGAGCGUCGGGCGCCUUGGAAACGGGCGGAAGCCGGGAAGGAGCGGCAGGAGGAGGAUGCUGAGCCCCGAGCGGCUCUCGCUGCCCGGGCCCGAGUACCUGGCUCAGCGACAUGUCCUCACAUACAUGGAAGAUGCAGUGAGCCAGCUGCUGGAGAACAGAGAAGAUAUUAGUCAGUAUGGCAUUGCCAGGUUCUUCACUGAAUAUUUUAACAGCGUGCGGCAAGGAACACACAUCUUGUUCCGUGAGUUCAGCUUUGUCCAAGCGACCCCUCAUAACAGGGCGUCUUUUCUUCGGACCUUCUGGAGGUGUUUCCGAACUGUGGGGAAAAAUGGAGAUUUGCUGACAGCACAGGAAUACCACUGCCUGCUGCAGUUGCUCUGCCCUGACUUCCCAAUGGAACUCACUCAGAAAGCAGCAAGGAUUGUGCUGAUGGAUGAUGCAAUGGAUUGCCUGAUGUCUUUUUCUGAUUUCCUCUUUGCUUUCCAGAUCCAAUUCUACUACUCAGAGUUCCUGGAAAGUGUGGCUGCCAUUUAUCAAGAUCUGCUGGCUGGUAAGAAUCCAAAUACUGUGAUUGUGCCAACAUCAUCCUCUGGGCAACACCGGCAGCGCCAGGCCCCAAAUGACUGCAACCCACUUGAAGGAGUUGAGGCAUCUCUCUUCUACCAGUGCCUGGAGUCCUUGUGUGACAGAUCAAAAUACAGCUGUCCGCCUUCUGCUCUUGUGAAGGAAAUGCUGAGCAGUGUGCAGAGAAUGACCUUCUAUGGAUUCCUUAUGGCUCUUGCAAAGGAUCAGGGCAUCAAUCGAGCCCUAGGGGCUCUGCCAGAUAAAGGAGACUUGUUUCUGGACCCUGCCAUGGAUGAGGAAAUUGAGAAAUUGGUAGCACAGGUUUCAGGGCUUUCUGUCUCUGGUCCUGCCAGCUCCAGUGCUCCAGACACAGCAAACAUGCCCGUUCGUAACUCACCCAGGAUUAACUCACCUUGGAAACCUCUACACCAUCGUCGAAAAAUGGAUGCUGAGAGUGAAGGCUCCAAUGAAGAGACAGACUCCUCUGAAAACUGAAGGUUGUGAGGGUGGGGACUAUUCCCAUCUAGGGCUUCUCCAGAACCCACUGGAGGAACAGCAUCUCCUCCCAGAGCAUCUGCUCUAACGGUGGGUUCUGUCUAUGUCAGCAGUGUGUGUGUGGCUGUGCUAAUCCCCAGUGCUGGGUUCACCCAUCUUUUCCCAGAAACAACUUGCCUUUUUCUUAGCUCCAAAUCCGUGCAGGAAUAGCGCCUCUGCAGAAGCUAUUUACAGCUACAGAGUUAUGCUUCCCUCUGCUGGCGGGCAAGACAAGCCAGCAGCCACCAGCUCUGCCACCGCUUGGAAGCAGCCGGCUUUGCUCUCACCGGGGCGCUCCCUCCCACUUCCAG
Molecule: messenger RNA, 1448 nt
Organism: Passer montanus (Eurasian tree sparrow)
Lineage: Eukaryota; Metazoa; Chordata; Aves; Passeriformes; Passeridae
Gene: CSTPP1
Product: chromosome unknown C11orf49 homolog
Exons: 9
Coding region: 94-1098 (334 amino acids)
Source: RefSeq, a predicted model, not a curated record